Molecule: messenger RNA, 1198 nt
Organism: Armigeres subalbatus
Lineage: Eukaryota; Metazoa; Arthropoda; Insecta; Diptera; Culicidae
Product: RNA/RNP complex-1-interacting phosphatase homolog
Exons: 6
Coding region: 196-1116 (306 amino acids)
Biological process (GO): protein dephosphorylation
Molecular function (GO): protein tyrosine/serine/threonine phosphatase activity; polynucleotide 5'-phosphatase activity
Source: RefSeq, a predicted model, not a curated record
AUGUUUUUUUCCGUCAUGAGAUUUUUGCUGAGUUUUUGUUUUUGUGUUUUCAAGCUCGGACCUCGCCGAUUUUGUUUAUGAUACAGUGCGUGAGUUUGUUUUAAGCGGAAAUUAGGCAAUUUUAUCAAAGUUUUAAAGUAAGAACAACGUGAAAGUUUCCUGUGGGUAGUAUUGAUCGUUGUUGGAUUUAGCGAAAUGGCAUGCAGAUACCCAGACAGGUGGCUUGCCUACAGCAGCAUCGGUGCCCAAGUUGAGGGCACGCAGUUCGUUGCGCUGAAAGUGCCACUGGAAAAGAAAUAUUUUACCAAUCGCGAAGAUGAGAGUUUCACCCCAGAUGAUGUAGUUCAGCAAAUUCCGAACCUAGGUCUAGUGAUAGACCUUACAUUUACAUCGAAAUAUUACAAUCCUUUGGAAUUCCAACAACACAAGGUGCAGCACAAGAAGAUUCUUACGAAAGGACAUGAAAUUCCACAAAGGUCGUUGGUGGACGUUUUUAUACAUACGGUUAACAAAUUCUUGGAGAAAGACGACAAUAAAGGCAAAGUAAUUGGCGUUCAUUGCACCCAUGGCUUGAACCGAACUGGAUAUUUUGUGUGCGCUUACAUGAUCUUAGUACAGGGUCAGGAACCCCGAUCAGCGAUAAAAGCAUUUAAUGAUGCGCGAACUCAUUCGAUGGAAAGAGCCAACUACCUGAACCAUUUGAGAGGUCUGAAACCAUCCAGUUAUGAUCCUUCGCUGCAUCCACCAACCGAUAAUCAAGAAAAGGACAGAUAUAGAAGAGAAGCUAGAAGCAACGGGCGGCACCAUUCGGACCGUUAUGCUGGAAACUGGCGGGAUAGAUCUCGAGAAACCGACCACAGGCAAGAUUUUAGUCGAUCUCGAUACAGUUAUGAUUAUGGGGGCUACUGGAGAAGCAGAGAAUGGCAAGAUGGUGACCGUUACAGUAGAAGUGACUGUUGGAGAAAUAACUACAGAAACAACGAUCGUUAUGAAAAUCGUCGAGAUAGGUCAAGGAGUAACGGCGAGGAAGCUAGCACCUCAGAGUAUCGUCCUCGGAAUAGAGAAGAUGAUUAUAGCAGAAACAAGCGGACUCGCAAUACUGACAAUAGUUUAUGAAAUUAACAACGGUUUAUGAGGUUGUUAUUUAUAUAUAAUGCAUAAGUAAAUAAAAUUAACAUACAAUUACUAUUUCCAAAAA